Messenger RNA from Macrobrachium nipponense, 1292 nucleotides. RefSeq names its product m-AAA protease-interacting protein 1, mitochondrial-like. Gene Ontology annotation, cellular component: mitochondrial inner membrane. The record is from RefSeq and is a predicted model, not a curated record. Gene Ontology annotation, molecular function: ribosome binding. The transcript has 6 exons. Lineage: Eukaryota; Metazoa; Arthropoda; Malacostraca; Decapoda; Palaemonidae. Bases 70 to 942 code for a protein of 290 amino acids. Gene Ontology annotation, biological process: protein insertion into mitochondrial inner membrane from matrix.
CCAUUACUACUACUCCUCCUCCUCCUAUGACUCUUGUUACCGUAAUAAACUGUGAAAGCAAAUGAAGAAAUGUAUCUGAACGUCGUAGCUUCCCAAAAAAACGUCUUGUCAGUAAUCAAAACUGUCUUUAGAUCAUGUAACAAGAAGAAAUUAGGUGACAAAACGUAUAUAAGACACCUGGGUCUUUGUAAAUUAACGGAUCCUGUGAUAGGCCUAAGCGGUAGGCCUAUCCUUCACGAUUACGAUAAGAGGCCUACAAUUACCUUUUUGUCUGAUGUUAAGGACCUCGGGCUACACCAGAGGAGGUUCUACAGAGGUAGUCCGCAUAGCAGGAAUACCAAGGACACUCCACAGUUGAUGAAUUUCCCAUGGGUCAUAUGGCCAAGUCUGUGGUACACAUUCCGAAAUUGGAUAUUUGCCAACUUAAUUAUUAGACCUUACCUGGACAGAGAUUUUACACUAUCAUCAUUCAAAAGUGGAGCUAUUCAGGCUAUCGUUCAUGUCUCCCAAGAGCUUUCAAAAGGGAACUUUGGUGCUCUUGAAGGGUUCAUCACCAAACCAAGCCUUGAGGAAGCACAAAACAAUUAUGCUCUUUUGUCCUUGAAACAAAGACUUGAUCUUGCUGUAGUAGCUGAAGACAUAUUUUUCUGCUUUCCAUACCAGAUUGGAGUGAUAUUCACAAAUGAAGGUGGGCCAAAGGAACGCAUAUUUGUUGAAAUCACCAUGUGUUAUCACAUCUUUAAAGGACUUCAAGACCACAUUGAAAGUUUAGUCAAAACUGAUGGUUCUGGUCCUUUACAAGGUGUUUAUGACAACUACGACCGAAUUUCCAUUGCUAAUUACAGAUUCAUACGUGAAUUUACUAAAGGAGUUGAUGAUGAUUGGACCGUGAAUGUAGCCAAUCACUUUAAACCAGGAGAAUAUAUUCAGGAGCAACGUUAGAAUGAAAAAUACUGGAGGAUGCACCAGUUUUAAGAGGAUGAAACCCUGAGAGUCAACUAGAAGGACAAAGCUCUUAAGAUGUGGACAAACUACCUUGUGUAAAUGUUCUUAUAAUUCUGCAAAAUAAAUUGGGAUACCAUUUGUCGACCACUACAUUUGACAUAUUUUGCAAUUCAUAUUUCUUUGAAACGGUCAAUCACAUUAUGUAGAUACAGAUCAUAAGUUUACUAAAUUUAUUCAGUCUUAACUUGUAAAAACAUAAUAUAGAAGUGUAGAUAUAAAAAUGUACCCACUCACUAACUGAAACAGUUUUAAUUAUUAAAGAUAUAAUUUUCAAAAAGACAGUUGUG